Molecule: messenger RNA, 6586 nt
Organism: Plutella xylostella (diamondback moth)
Lineage: Eukaryota; Metazoa; Arthropoda; Insecta; Lepidoptera; Plutellidae
Source: RefSeq, a predicted model, not a curated record
AGAAAAAAAAACGAAAAUGUCUAUGGUAGACGGUGAAGGGAGGAGGAACGAUUUUCGCUUCGUUGUCGUCUCAAAAUUUAGAUUUUAUUGCAUUUUGUGAUACAAUUAUUUCAAGUUGAUUGAAACAAGUGACGUUAAAUGGUGCUUUUAUUGAUUACAUGUCUGCCUGUGCGUCCGAGGCUUUGUUUAUCAAUCGGGACUGAAUUCAAUCCGGCCGCUCCCUGCGCGUAGUGUAGCACGUCAAGUAUUUUCAUGUUGUACUAGUUGCAAUAGAGGCCGUAGUAAAAGCUGUUGGAAAGUGCAUUCAUACUGGGAAUUGAUGGUGUAAAAAACUAUCUCACGUUCUAUAUUAGUGUGUUCGCUAUGAGUUGAUUUGUGAGAGGUUGCUAAAGCGACGUUUUGUGGCCAUUUCGGUGUCCUCAACCAUUGGUCCGGUGUGGCGAUGGCUUGUGAACAUCACUAGGGGGGAUCCACACGACGGCUGCAGCUAGACAUGAUAAGGACACCCUCGCAAUGGAUGGAGUGAAGAAAAUUCAUUCGGGCACCCUGUACCGCAACGGUCCCGUGGAGAACGCGUACGGCCCGCAGCACAGCCCCGUGUCCCGCUCCGACGCCUCCACCGAGGACGCGGAGCUGUCGGCCGCGCUCGCGCACCAACACCACCUGUCGCUCAUGCAGGCCGGUGACUACCCCGUGGGCCAGGUCGCGCUGGAGGGCGACUACGGGCAGUAUGUGUCGUCCCCCGCCGCCCACUACAACCACAUGUCGCACCUCACCAUGGCGCCCUCGCAGAAGUACCCGCACCAGGCGAUGGAUUCCGUCUCCGUGUCAGGCGGCGGCUACGCGGGCGGUCACUACGCGCACUACGGCGCCGCCUACCCUCCGCACCCGUACUGCGAGCAGCCGCAGUACAUGCCGCAGGAGUACGCGGAAGGCGGUGGUAGUGCGUCCCCCCGCAGCGCGUCGCCCACCGCGCUGCAGCAGCAUAACCUGCACAUGCAGCAGAGUAGAUACGAGUCGGGCUCGCUCGAGCAGCUAGGGCGGCACUACUGCGUGACGUCACCGCGCGGCGACUACGCGCCCAUAGCGCCCGCCUACUACGCUCACUACCCGCCCUACACCGACUCUCAAAAUGGAUUAAGCCUGGGCAGCGCCGGCGGACAGUCUAUGUAUGGUGAUGAAGAGGAGCUACAGAAACAGAUGGCUGGCAUGUCUCUAGUGCACGGUGGCAUGGGCGCGCGCGACGACGGCGGCGGCCUCCAGUGGCGGGACCCCAACCUGCCCGAGGUCAUCGGCUUCCUCAACUCACCAUCAGACGUGGUGAAGGCGAACGCGGCCGCCUAUUUACAACACUUGACGUAUAUGGACGACCCGAAUAAGCAGAAGACUAGGAACUUGGGAGGCAUCCCGCCGCUAGUCCGCCUCGUCUCACACGAGAACCCCGAAGUGUGUCGCAACGCUUGCGGCGCGCUCCGCAACCUGUCGUACGGACGACAGAACGACGAGAACAAGCGAGCGAUCAGGGACGCCGGGGGCAUACCCGCACUGACGGCGUUGCUGUGUCGAGCCACCGACUUGGAGGUGAAAGAGCUAGUGACCGGAGUGAUCUGGAACAUGUCAUCGUGCGAAGACUUGAAGCAAUCCAUCAUAGACGACGCGGCGCAAGUGAUAGUGAACAAGGUGAUCGUGCCGCACUCCGGGUGGCACCCCACCAGCCCUGGAGACACUUAUUGGUCUACAGUAUUCAGAAACUCAUCAGGCGUCCUGCGCAACGCUUCCUCCGCCGGAGAAUACGCGCGCCGCCGCCUGCGCUGCCUGCCCGGCCUCACGGAGGCUCUGUUACAUGCUGUGAGGGCCGCCAUACAGGCCAACGCUAUAGGCACCAAGAUUGUCGAGAACUGCGUGUGUGUGCUGCGGAAUUUGAGCUACAGAUGUCAAGAGAUAGAAGACCCCCUGUACGACACCAGAGCGCCCCCCACACAGUCCACGAGCCAGGCGCGGAUACAGGCCAGCGCUUCCAAAGGCGAGAACCUCGGCUGUUUCGGCGGCAGCAAGAAGAAGAAGGAGGCCGCCGCCAGCGGGGGGAGCGCGGGGGGCGCGGGGGGCUCCCCUCCCCGGCACAGCCCGCCCGGCAAGCAGCCCUCUGACCCGCCGGGUUAUUCUGUGCCUAAGGGCACUGAGGCGCUGUGGUCUCCAGAGGUGGUCCCCCUAUACAUGGCGCUCCUCCAAACCUGUUCCAACCCGGAGACACUUGAAGCCGCCGCGGGCGCGCUACAGAACCUGGCCGCGUGCUACUGGCAGCCCUCCAUCGACAUCCGCGCCGCCGUGCGCAAGGAGAAAGGUCUCCCAAUCCUCGUUGAGCUGCUCCGCAUGGAAGUGGACCGCGUGGUGUGCGCCGUGGCCACCGCGCUGCGGAACCUGGCCAUCGACCAGCGGAACAAGGAGCUCAUCGGGAAGUACGCCAUGCGCGACCUGGCGCACAAGCUGCCGGCGCCCGGGCAGGCGCAAGACGCGCCAGUAACAUCGGACGACACAAUAGCCGCCGUCCUGGCAACACUGAACGAGGUCAUAAAGAAGAGUGCGGAGUUCUCCCGCGCCCUGCUCGAGGCCAGCGGGGUGGAGCGGCUGCUGCACCUCACCAAGCAGACGCACACACCACGAGUGCAUAAAUUUGCAGGUCAAGUGCUGAUGACGAUGUGGUCGCACGCGGAGCUGCGCGAGGUGUACCGCAAGCACGGGCUGCGCGAGGCCGACUUCACCACCGCCGCGCGCGCCGCCCUCGCGCGCCCGCCCGCCCCCAGCGGCGCGGGCGCGUCAGGCGGACCUCAUUCCCCGAGCAACGCAAACAGCACACUGAGCCGACCCAUGGCUUCCACUGGAGGCACUCGCUACGAAGAUCGCACCAUCCGGAGACAUCGAGAGAACGAUGAAGCGCCAACCCACGACACGAACAAUUACGCCGAAUCUGUAGGCGGUGGCAACCCUAACGGGAGGCCAAUGAACUUACAGGGCGUCCAAUCAACGAUGCCCAUGAACAACAGCCGUUAGUGCGCGCGACUGUGAGCCUCAACGCUCUGCGAAUAGCGUCUAGUUCCGCUUGUGGGUAGAUGCCGCCAUUUUGGAAAAGUAUGAACUGUCAAAUUUGAAGUUACAGAUUAUGAAUGUCAUCAAAGCGUUUACUCUCUUUAGCGGAAUUAGUUUAAGUUAUAUUUAAUUUAAAUUAUGUACGCAUUUAAUUACAAAAUAACUUUGUUUGUACGCAAACAAAAGAUCGCAAAAGUAAUGACAAAUAUAUUUGAACCAUAUCACGUGGGAAAGCAAUGAAAAUGUCCUGGCCGGUCGACGUUUAGCCAUUAUUUUAGUAAAUAGUAAAAAUAUAUAUAGCACAAGCCUAUUUUUACGACUGGUAGCGGUAGAACUCGAGCACUGAUGAAUGUGGUAUUUAUAAAAAUACUUGUAUCUAUAUAAUUUGGAUUAUCUUUAAGUGGCCGCUUUUGUGUGACCGUGGUUAGACUUUUAUCCCAAUAAUGAUAAGGCCUAAAAUCGUAUAAAUACUACAGCGCAUUCGUUUUAAAUGCCAUGUUCUGUUUGUUUCACAAUAAAAUGUCAAUUCCCUAUGUAAAUAGUCGUGCCAUUUGUGUAUUUUAAAACGAGUAAUUAAGGAAUCACAAGAAUGUUAUUUAUUAAUAUAAAUAAUACGGACUAAAACUGAAUCGUUGAGGCUCACUGUGUAAAGUUAUUAAAAACUUGAAAAUGAUUAGAGAAAUAAAAAAAAACUAUGAAAUUUGUAUCCAACGGAUGACACACAAAACGUGAACCGUGUAGCGAAUUCAUAGAUGCAAAAGGACAUUAUUUUAGCAUGAAUCAAUGCAAUCGUUUGAAAAUUAUAGCAUAUUUCAGCUGGUUUAUGUAAGUCCAAUAAGUGCAUAACAUAGAUUAUACAACAGCAUUCAGUUUUAUAAUGAAGUCUGUUAAAACAGCUGAAAUAAGCUAUUUAAAACCAACAAAUGAAAGGUCUUAAAAUAUAUAUAAAUAAUAUAAUGAUUAUACAGUUUUAUGCCUUUCUCAUAAGCAAUAUCUCUCGAGUAUGACAAGUGGAAAUAGGUGGAAAGCUUCUGUUGAAUAGAAAGAAUUGAAACAAACACUUAGUAUAAUGUCAUUUAAAACUUUAUCUAAAACUAAUCUUCAUGACAUUUCAAACCUCGUGGAAUAAUAUCGAUUACUAUUAUUUUAUAAUACAUAAAUUAGGACAUGUAGUUUACACCUGAUAGCUUGUAAAACUACGGUAUUUAUAUAGAAAAAAAAAACUUUUGUAAUAUUUUGUAUCCAUUCCAUAAACCUUUAUGAUAAUAGGUGUCUAACGUCUUCUCGUAUGAAUAUACCUAUACUAUACUGAAUAUCCGUCUCUGUAGUUACGAUUGUAAGAUAGACUGUGUGAGGUUCCGUCGAGCGAAGAUGAAAAUCGGCCGCCAUUUUGUUUUGGAAUCAAGAUGGCCGCUCCUGUCAAAUUCUUAUUAAUUUAUUUAGAUUUGUUAGUUUUUGUGAGUGUCUAGUUCUGUAAUUCUGAACUGAAUGCUGUUUUGAUAGUUAUUAACAUACAAACUGUUAUAAUUAAAGUUAUACAUAUUUUUUGUAUAAGUAAUAUUUUACUGAAUUAGUUUAAGUUACUUAUUUUUUGCAGUAAUCGUAGCUAGCCGGAAUUUCACGCAUUCCAUAUGAAUACUUAACGUUAAGCUGUAACCUUUUGUUUGUUUAAUUAUUACUUACUUUGUCUUAUACAUUUCAUCUUGGGACGUGUUUAACGUAUACUUUAGAAUCCGACUCAUAAGUAAAUUAUACCGGAUUCGUUAAGUUUGUACUGUAUAGGUAAUAAUUAUACCCAUCACUAUUUACAUACCUACUAAAGUUUUAAUAUCAAUAUAAAAUAACCAUGGUUAGGCAAUUUAUGUCCAGAUUUUUGAUAACUUUGUAAUAUAACAGUGAUAACAAAAGACUUAAAUUGGUUAUGAAUCAGUUGAUUUUGAAAAUAAUACAUUUAAACUAUUAUUCCUUGCAUUCCGCAUUUGACUACAGAAUACAUUUUACCCCGAUUUUAAUCAACACAACAUAUUUGUCUAAUCAAGUAUUUAAUCUCGAUCACAUACGUAAGGAUAAGAUUCUUUCGAAUAAGAACCUAAUGCACAAUAUCGCAUUUUACGUCUAGUGUACAAUACGAUUUAUAGAACUUCAGGAAUUACACUUGUAGGUUACUCUAGUACCUAUAUACGUUUUUAUUUAUCAACUGAGAAGCGAACUUAUAGGUUCAUUCCGAGAAUAGAAUCUUGAAGCACUUCCGUAAAUCGUAUUGUAGGGUCUGGGUUCAUAAGUAAUGAAUGAAAUACAUAAUUAUUAUGUAAACCUUCAAGCUCUGGAGUUACCGAUGUUAAAUGACGUGUGGUUGGGCUCAAUAAUAAUCACUAUAAAUCUACGUAAAAAUGCUACUGCAACAAGUUAUUACUGUAGAUGCCUGUGCCAUUCGGUAAGAACCCAUAUUUUGCUUCACUUAUGAACCCAAACCUCUGGCGUUUACUGACUGACCUGGUACAAACGAACCUCAAUCCAGUGCAUUAUAUUAUUAAUUUAGGCGACCUCCGUAAACGCGUUUUGUAUAUUUUUUAUGACACUAAAGUAAGUGAUGUGCAACAUUUUUCUGAAUGUAACCUAACACCCCUUGCCAGGCAUAGGUAUUUCGCUUCUAUGAAGCGAUAUUUUUUUACUUUCUUUAUCAAAGUAUCAUAGUUAUAAUUUAAUUACCUACGGUUUCAGUAGUUUUUCUUUCUAUUAAACGUUUGUUGGAGAACUUUUAGCAUCAUGUAUAAUAGACAUUAGUAGAGUUUUUGUUGUGUAAGAAAUAACUUUUUUAUAGUACUUAUUAUAGUAAAACGUACUGUAAUGUUUAUGCAGACUUUUAUAUCGGCUAUCUUUGAAAAGGCGUGUUGUAUAAAUUUAUUUGCUUUCAUAUUUAUACCUAUUUUUUGCGAUAUUAAGUAGUUAUGAAAUAUAAUUUUUGGUAUGCAAGAUUCUAAGUACAUUUUCACCACGGAGGGCCUUAGUCUCAUCAGUUUUCUAAUUUUCUUACCUAUUUUGUUGUCGAAUGUGUAGUAAUCGACCAAAUGAAUAAGUACAAAACUCCAUAGAUCUAGUGUUAGGUUCGUAUCGCUCAUUUCUCACUCACAUCUCACACGGCUAAGGCGUUCCGUAGUUUUGUUACAAGGAGCAAAACGUUUUGGAUGUGAUCUCUACAAAAUGCUGUCUUCAACCGACUGAUUCGAGAUCGUGUUUCGAAUGUUUGAACAUGAAUAGUUUAAAGUUGUUAGAACUGUAAUACUCGACUUAUUUAUAUUUUAUUUAUAAAUUCUAUACGAUUAAAGAUUUAUUUAAAGGCAGCUUUCGUUGUCAUAGUGCAUCGCAGCUAUUAGAACAUUAAGACUUAGUUUAAAACUGAUUGUGUAAGUAGGUUGAUAGAAUAUUCUCAUAGAGCUCUAUAAAUUGAGAUAUUAUUAUAUUGUACACCUCACAGAGAAUUAAAUGAAUGAUUUUAUUUUUA